AGUUCGAUGCAACUGUUUACACCUGACGUGUACGAAGCAGAGACUGCCGAAUCACAUUGUGAAAAUUCUGACGCAAACCCUGUAGAGUUGAGUAUAUAAUUAGAACACUCCAGUAAGUAUCUGUUCUUUUUUAAUUGCAGUGUUUUCAGUAGUACCAAAUGGAUGUUUUAAUCUGACAUUGUGGAAAGAACGACAUGGAUAUAUCUUGUCGGCCAGGGGCAUGGGUUCAUCAGUGCAUGCGUGAAAAAUAACGUUACCGGACACUUCAAUGAUGGCGUUGAUACAGGGAGUGAGAAUACUGAACCUCAUCAGUGUGUCAUUGUUUCUAAUCUGUUGCUACCACAUGUUGGUCAACACACAGAAAGUGCCACCUGGUGGAGAAAAGGUUCGGAAUGGGGGAGCACUUACACUUGUACCCCAGGAUCCGACGGAAGAUGAUGCCGAAGUAACUGUUGAAAGUAGUGAGGAAAUAGAAGAGGAUGUUCCCAGUAUGGAUGUGUUUUACCCAACAAAAGAAUGGAAAUCCAUUAAGAAAGGUCAGUCUGUACCUGCAGGUCUCCAUGUUCGCAUGAACCUACAGACAGGUGACAGGGAGGCGAAGCUAAUGGAGGGCGAUGAAGAAAGCAAAUAUUGGAAAUCAGGUGACCGGGAAGGUAUGCUAAAUCCAAAGGAAAAGUCUUUCACUCCACAACAGCUCAAAGAGGCUUUAAAGGAAUUCAAAACAACCAAGUUAGAUGAGCAGGAUAACAAAGAGAGAGAGAAGGAAGUAUUGAAGACAUUUAGGAAGUAUGAUGACAUAAAGAAGGAGCUUUCUGACAUGAACACACAGAUAAAGACGGAUGGAGAGAUAGUUACGGAGAUGUUCCAUAGACUGAACUCAACAGACUUGGAUGACACGCAGAAAAACGAUCUUUUAAAUGAUCUGGAGUUUUAUCUUCAUCAGAUUGACAAUGCCCAGGUAUUCUGUAACCUUGGUGGGAUGAAACUGUUGAUGAAGGGACUCAACGAUAGCCUAGCCCUCACUCGGGAACAGUCAGCAUUUGUUAUUGGUUCAGCUGUACAAAGUAAUCCCGAGGUACAGAUCAAGGCUUUGGAGGCAGGGAUCCUACCCCAGCUGAUACGACUGUUGUCUACGGAGACUGAGGUCAAGGUUCUACCACGUCUCCUUUACGCGAUGUCCUCACUGAUCCGACACUUUCCCCACGCUCAGAAACGUCUUCUCGACCUCGGGGGCAUCACUGCACUAAAGGGCAUGUUUCCUAACUCCAGAGACCUGUCGAAUCUACAGAUCAAAGUUAUAACCCUUCUCCAGGAUCUUAUCGUAGAAAAGGAUUUUGCAAUGUCAAUGGAAGCCAAAAAUACAGACAAAGCUCAACAGUAUAAAAUGGUCCACCUCUGUGAUGCGAUAAGGGAGCAGGGCCUUUGUGCGUGGUUACCACGACUACUGGAGGCCCCUGACCAUGACGGCAGGGAGAAGGUACUCCAGGCAAUGAUGACACUUAAGGAUACCUGUCGGGAAGACAUUGUAUCGGCUAAUUCUUUACUACAGAAGCUCCUCAAGGAGUACACGAGUUUAGCUGCAGAAGAAACUGAACAAGAUGAUCAGUAUUUUACAGGAAUCGCACAAUAUAUUAAACAAAUUAUAUCGUCAUCUCCAACUGAUUCCAAAGAUGAACUUUAACACACCCUAUUUUUUAAAAUCACUUCUUAACACACAUUUUUAAUAUUAAAUCGCUUCAUAAGAGAGUGUUCACUUUUUAUAUUAAUUU
Messenger RNA from Pecten maximus, 1769 nucleotides. Its product is annotated as nucleotide exchange factor SIL1-like. The record is from RefSeq and is a predicted model, not a curated record. The transcript has 10 exons. The coding region runs from base 269 to 1681 and encodes 470 amino acids. NCBI's taxonomy places the organism in Eukaryota, Metazoa, Mollusca, Bivalvia, Pectinida, Pectinidae.